Molecule: messenger RNA, 1626 nt
Organism: Danio rerio (zebrafish)
Lineage: Eukaryota; Metazoa; Chordata; Actinopteri; Cypriniformes; Danionidae
Source: RefSeq, a predicted model, not a curated record
CAGGGUGCCAGCUUCUUUCCCGACUCUUCAGGCUUGUCUGACGAUUCCCAGUCUGGAGCCAGUCACAUGUGGCCAAAUAUGAUCCCUCCUCGUUAUUCUCCUCCUUAUUACCCACCCGACGAGAAGCCCCCGCCAUACAGCCCUUAAGGGGACCAGUCUGACCAAGACAUUUUCCUGUCGAGACGGAAGUGGCAGUGGGCAUUUUUUGAUAUUAGUGUUCAACGUCAUUCUCCUGAAUGCAGCGGAGGCUCACCCGAGCGGCAGGCUAAGUAUAGAGAGACCACAGCAUUAACCACAGGCAUUCGUCAUCAAAUACAGCAGAUGUAAUAUGCAACAUUAAUCCUUGACAAGAUUUGCUCAAGCCAACAAACCCGAUUGUGUAAAAUAUCCAUGAUAUAUAGCCUCAAUGCAAGAGGACGACGUGUAGUAACGGACUACGAGACUGUUCACAGAUAAGCCUUAAAACGUGCGUCCGCUUCCAGUACAGCUCCUGUUAUUGGUACCGUCUGUGGGUCUCCUACUUGUGAUUUCCUCCAUCACACGAACCUUUCUCCCUUCCAAAGUGGCACAAAAGUGUUUUGUCGUGGCCUCUGCUCUCUCGGCACGAGGAUGAGUCUCAUAUCUUAUAUCUUGCAAUUGAUUUGCACUUUAUUGUCUUCAGAAUCUACUGUAUUCACACAGUUCUAGAAAUUUUAGAGUUAUUUUUAACUGUUUCAGGCAGCUAGAUUGCAAAGAACUGUACAUACGUUUAGGCUGAAACUGAUUUUCUUUUCCUUCUCCUGAGCGCUUUGGUAGGAUCUACGAGCUCUCCCGUAACAUGUGCAUCACAAUCUUGUCACAGAUUCGUCUUCUGUGACAACAUCUUUGCUUGACUUACGCAAAGUAAUAACCUCCACGAGAGGAUUUUCGACUUGUACAUCUUGCAUUUAUCAGCAAUUUUGUGUCGUUUCUGUCUUAAAGUGACAGGACUUAUCGAAUGUAAAAAAGGAGGCUUAGCUUUAUUAGUAACCGUUAUGGAUUUUAACACUUAAUUGUUCAAUGCGUAAUAGUAAUAACACAACAUCUUUCCACGUUGCAAAUAUGAUAUCAAUGUGCAAUGCUGUACAUAUACUGAACAAUCAAACUGCCUUCUAGUAACACAACACAACUGAGUCUUAAGACUUGUAGUGUUUUCCUCUUUUGUCUGUUAGUGCGUUCACUGUGAAUGUCAAGUCACUGUACUUUUCGUGCUCGAUUUAUAUCAACAACAGUGUCCUUUACUGGAGUGAAGUAGAGAUUUUACAACAAAUUCAAUUGUUUGGAUGACUUCUGGAUGCAGCUGGUAAAAACCCUAGUCACAUGCUACUAGUAUAAUGAAAGAUCUUUCCCCUCGAUUGUUCGUUUUGGAGCAUUUUCAUGUGACAUUGUUUACCUUCAAUGUUGAAAAUCUUCAAAUGAAGACUGAUGUAGACUUUUUAUUUUUAGCUUCGUUAUCUUUUAUCCUGCGUCAUGCGGAAGCUGCACAUUGCAGAUUAUGUUCAUAUAAUAACAUUCGCUGACCGCUAUACAGAGACAGGAAUGCUCAUAACAUUGACUGGUCGUUAUCAUACGUUCAUGAUGCUCUUGGAAAUAAAAGAAAUACAUGUG